Messenger RNA from Pomacea canaliculata, 969 nucleotides. Its product is annotated as TM2 domain-containing protein CG10795-like. The transcript has 6 exons. Bases 115 to 684 code for a protein of 189 amino acids. The record is from RefSeq and is a predicted model, not a curated record. NCBI's taxonomy places the organism in Eukaryota, Metazoa, Mollusca, Gastropoda, Architaenioglossa, Ampullariidae.
UUUGACUCGUCAUUACCUCCUGCUGUAAAGGAGCCGCAGUAAACAAAUCAUGACCAAAGCUAUUUCGUUGUGUGAAACCAUGGACGUGGGGAUAUAAGUUCGUGGUGAAACAAAAUGUUGGCAUUUCCAAAAUUUACUUUAAGAAUAGUUAUCCAGAAUUGCUUCAUUUUAUGGUUGUCUUUGAUGUAUGUAAAUCCACAGACAGAAGACCCCAUCAAGAGAAAGUGUGAUGAUUUAAUGCUGGGACAAUAUUUGUGCAAUGAGCCAGAAAUAGAUCCAGAUACUCAACAAGCCCGUGGAUGUGAUGAAACCAGACGUACCAAAGUGACAUGUGAGUUAGCACCAAAUGUAACAUGUGCAGGAGCAUUCAAUGGAACAUUCCAAAAAAGUGUUGCAUGCAAGUGGACAAAUGGACAUUCUUUUGAAAAAGCCCUGCUCUUGUCAGUAUUCUUGGGGAUGUUUGGCAUCGACAGAUUUUAUCUUGGAUACCCAGCAAUCGGUCUGGUCAAGUUUGCAACGCUGGGAUUUCUGUUCCUUGGGCAGCUUGUGGAUAUUUUGCUAAUUGCAACCCAGGUGGUGAAACCCUCAGAUGGGUCAGAAUAUGUGAUCGACUAUUACGGUGCUUCUACUCAACGUAUUAUUCGCAACAACCUAACAUACCUUAGUCCUCCAGACUAUAGCUGACACCAUUACUUAUUUUCAUCCAAGAGUGAUUGUCAACAGUGUGUCAUCUUUUCUUUUAUAGUCCCAUGUGUGGUUCAUGCUUCAAAACUAUUUAUCUUCAUGUAUAAAGUUAUGUUUCUGACAGAAACUUAUUAGGCUGUUGCCGUGUCAUUUGUGGAGCAGAAAAUGUGUUGAGGGUAGAGAGCAGGAGGUGGAAGCGUUAAAAGCUGAAUUUUUUGUUUCUGUGAAAGAUUCUUUUUUUAGUGGUAACAGCAUACUCAUAAAUAAAAAAAUUUCCCAGUGAAA